GCGAGUCGCCGCCAUAUUGUAAAAAAUUGUCGGCUGCGUUGCAGUGAAAUAAAACACCGAAUGUUUAAAUAAACGUAAAUAAUCGUGCAGUGUUGUCCGUAGAAUUGAACUACUUUAAUCAGCGAACUCCGGAGCUCUUCAUCGUGCCAGUUAUCUAAAGUGUGUUGUAGGGCAAAAAAAUGAGUCAAGCAAAAUCGAAGAACGUUGCGCAGGUAGGAGGGACGAAAUCUGAUGAAACUGAAAAUCCUCCUGUUGAGAGCGUUGAUCAGCUUGAAGAUGAAGUGACUGAAGAUCAACCUGAUGAAAAUGAAGAUCAACCUGAUGAAAAUGAAGAGCAACUGGAUGAAAAUGAUUAUCCGCCUAAUGGCGAAGAAUUCGAAUCUGCUGGUGGAGAUCAGGAUGAAUUAAAUUGCGAUGAAGAAGCUGUCCCGAUUGACUCGGAGGAGUUACCCAAUGCCGAUGAUGCGUCUGAUGAACUUGUGACUAAUACAGAACCUGAAGGUGAUUUCGAACCUAAUCCCGAAUCCGAAGAUCCGCCAGCGGACGCUGAGACCAAUCUGGAAUCAGGCGAUGCGCCUGCUUCAGAAUCUCCAGAUGAUAAAAAAGAAACCUCAGUCCCAAAUCAGAAAGGUGUCAAGAAGGGAGCCAAGGGCCAGAAUUGCGAUAAAUACGGAUGGCCAAUCGGUUCCAAGUACGCAACCGAAGAUGGCACGUCAAAUGAAACGAGUUUAGUCGAGGACGCGGAAGCAGACGCAGAUGGUGACAACAAGGCAAAUGUAAAAGCCGAGCCUGGCAAGGUGGAGGAAGAGAUCCUUUUCAAAGUUACGUCGUCCUACGUGAAUAAAAGGUCCAACAUGAGGAAAACUGUGAUUAACGUGGAAGAUGUGGAAGGUGCAAUAACAGAGGGCAUCCAGGCAGGCACACACCUACCCCAUUUCGUGACAUAUCUUGGUCAGAAAAUCAAGUUUCGACUCACUCUAUCCCGUACACCCGACAAGAAAUUAAAAAUAACGAUAAAGUUUGGCGGUACCGGUGUGGAAAUUCUAAAAAAGAUCGUCUGCCUUUGGCUGUGUCGCGAGGACGAGGACAAGGAUAAAAUACUUUGUCAGGGUCUGACGAGAAACAAGGAGGAACUGCUGAUUGUUCUGGCGCAAAAGUUUAAAGAGAUUGAGCAUAUUAAGGAAGAUCCGGUUGCUCUCUUCGAGGAAAUCAAGCAAUUGGUGCCAGAGUUGCGUGGCAAGGAAGGCUUGAGAAGCAAAGACGAGGCUUUUCUCACUGCCUAUAAAAGUUUAGACGAGAAAUUGGCCACCCUCAUGACGAUACUGUACAAGGAGGGCUGCAAACGGGGCGAAGGCGAGAACGAGGAAACUCUCGCGCUCUUUCGAGACAUGUAUUUCGAAUUUCAGAUUAAACCCGAGUUUACGCUAAAACAGUAUCUCUGGGCAUUCUAUUACUACAAUUUAAUGUUCACGCCUCAUAUCUGCCGAGAUUUGGAACAAAUGAUGCAGCAGUACGCGACAAUAAAGAAUAUUGAACUCCCGUCGACCCCGGCACUGAUUUUCCCACCUGGAGGACAAACCUCAACUGUGCCGAAUCCCUAUCUGAAAAAGAAAGAGCCAACUCCAGAAGAUAAUGCUCUUAUUGAGAUGGGUGCCCUGAGUUCGGACGGAUUUAUACCGGCAGAGGGCGAUCAGUUCAAAAAGCCGCUGAAUCCGAAGAGGCGCACCGCACAGAGGAGGAGACAAGCGUAUCAGAGAAACAGAAAGGGACCCGACACUCCAAAUAAUAAGGGUAAUUCGCCAAAUCAGAGGAAUCUGGUGAAUCCGAGAAAUGCAUCCGCCCCGAGGAAUAAUGCGCCAAGGAAUAAUGCACCAAGAAACCAGCCCAAUCAGAGAAAUCUGUCAAAUCAGAGAAAUCAACAGAAUCCAAGAAAUUCGAACAGUGAGAGAAGUGAGCCGAUGCAGAGGAGUCCUGCCAACAAAAGACGCCAAGGAAAUCAGGGUGGAGCAGCGAAUAAAAAACGACCUGCGAAUGAUGGCGAUGGAUCCGUUCAAGGCGAUCCACCAGUUGCACCAGUUUCCGUCAAUCAAGGGAAUCAGCCGAAAAAGCCGGUGAAUCGAAGAAGGCCUCCUGGUCAGAGGAAUAAUCAGCCUGCUCAGAGGAACAAUCAACCGCUUCCGAGGAAUAAUCAGAGGAACAAUAUGCCGAGUCCGCGAAACAAUCAGUCGAAUUCAAGGAACAAUAAUCAAGUUCCGUCGAGAAAUUCGAGACUUCGGAGAAAGAGACCGGAACGUCAUGUUCGCGAGCAGCUGAAUCAGAUGAAGCAGAUGUCGCGGGGACCGCGAGAGCCAAAUUUCAUAAUGGAUGUGCCACGCAAUCUCUUCUCCUCCUCGCACAUUAAUCCCGAUUUCCUGUCAAUGAAUUUGCGCAACGAUGACUUUAUGCAGCACAACGAUAUGCGCAAUCAGGACUUUGGGCGAAAUCAGAACUUUAACGACAACCAGCGCAGCCCGAGCUUUUCUCAGUCGAGCUCUCGCAAUCAGAGUUUCUCGCAGGGAAAUCAGUCACGCAACAACAGCUUUUCCGGGUCAAAUGCUCCUCGCAGCCUCUUCUCGCAGGACUUUUUCGACAUGCCGCAAAAUCAGAAUUACUCGCAGAAUAGCUCGAUGGGACAGAGCUUCUCGCAGCAAGAUUCCCUGAGGAUGCCUGGCCGAGCGUCGGACUUUUUUAUCAAUUCGCAGGAUUUUUUCUCAGGGCCAAGCAACUACUCGAACAACAGGUCUAGUUCGCUGAACCGACUUCGGGACGAGAUGCAACUUUCGGCUUUCAACAAUUCAAGAAUGGGAUUUGCUAACGACAACUUUAACGACAAUGAUCAAAACAGGGGCAAGAGGAAGAAUUACCGCGAUAGCUGGUCCAGCAAACGUCAGAAGCAAGGCACGUAAUUAAUAUAUAUUAGGACUCUUCGAAUUAAUACGGCUAAAGAGAAUUUAAGUGAAUAGCAGCAAGUGGAAAAAACAAGAAAGUAGGGUUGUUUUUAUGCAGUCUCACUGUUUUGUUUGCUUGCUUCGAUGCUUGGAUCUAGAGGCUGAUUUCUUCGUCUAAAUGAAAUUCAUUUUAUGCGAGAGUCCCGAUUUUUUGGUGUAAGGUCAAUUUUGUUUAUGUAAAGAAAUCGAGAAGAAUUGAGGCGAAGAGAGCAAAUUGAAAAUAGUCUUUUAUACUACAUAAGUCGAAUAUAAGAAUGGCGACUACUGGAAAGUCUCUGGAGAUGCAAAAUUAACUGGGUUCUUUUUUUGUUGUUUUUUUUUUUUGCCUUUCGUUUCAGCCUGUUUUAUUGUUCUGAAUUGAGAGUAAUUGUAUUUUCAUGUCUCACACAUUCCAGAUAAGAAUAUCGGAAAUUGCUGAAGUCUCUUUCGUGGGAAAUUUGUAUGAAAAGAGUGUUUUAAUGAAACCUUUUUAAUAAUUGUGAAUUAACGGGCUAAAAAAAAGUAUUCCGAGAAGGGAGAAUAUUCUCCAGAGAUUUUGCUGAAAGAGACUUGUUGUUGCUAAAAGGAAGUCGAGAUUCAUUGCAUCUUAAAAUCGUGUGUUGUGUUAAUAAGAAGAUUAUCCCAGUGCACUUUAUGUAUUUUGAGCCCCAAAUAGAACUUGAUUGGACCUGUUUUGACAAUUGGAGUUGAAUAAACUGAUUGCUACACUUAUAGAAUUCUCUUCUUACUCAGUUUUAAUUAAUCACAUGUAUUGUGCAUUCUUAUUAGAAUUUAUAGAAUCGAGUUUCAAGUAGCUAAGUUUUUUUGUUUAAGAACUUAUAUUGAUUUAUAGAAAUAAGUAUUCAUUGAAAAUACUUAAGAUAUUUCGAAAUCUUGUAUAUUCUAAUCUAGGAUAUUGUAACAGUGAAAAAAGGUUUCAAUUAUAAAAUUCCGAAAAAUAAAAGUAUUCGUA
This is a messenger RNA of Belonocnema kinseyi, 3939 nucleotides long. RefSeq lists its product as uncharacterized. NCBI's taxonomy places the organism in Eukaryota, Metazoa, Arthropoda, Insecta, Hymenoptera, Cynipidae. The record is from RefSeq and is a predicted model, not a curated record. The transcript has 3 exons. The coding region runs from base 180 to 2945 and encodes 921 amino acids.